CCACUCUGGCAGCCCAAACAAAGCCUCCUGUACAAGCCGCAUUCGCAGCCGCGUUUACUGGCCGUUCUGCCCUCACCCAAUUUCAUCCCAAAGAUUAAUAUCUUAGCGACGCUUCGCCGCUCUUUAUCCCGCCGUUUACCCUUUUCCAAUACGGAUCGCGCUUCCGCCUUUCAUCGUCACGGCGUUUGGUCCUCCUCCCCACUCUCGUUUGGCUACCUCACCACUCCUGCCCUCACAUUUUAAACCAGUUUCCGAUUUCUGGUUCCGCUAGUCCACUUGAACGCUCAUUUUCAGCGGUGCUUCUCCUCAACCUGUCCGAGAACCGUACCUGACGCUGCUGCUGCUGCUGUGCGCACUUCUGUUCACGGUUGAAGCUUCCGUUCAGUCAUGUAGCGUUGACGACAAACGCCUGUUGCUGCUGUCAAGUGGAUUGGCAAGAUAUGCAACCAAGAUUCUCGUCCUCGACAUCUGAGCGUCAAGCAAGUCUUCGCAUCCAUUGACAACCCAUUGCAGUCGCUUCCCUUCACGCUUGAAUCUGCAACAGACUCACGAGCCAUGACUCACCUUUUUCGGUCCUGUGCAAGUUUUCAGGUGAAUCCAACAUGUGCAAUCGCUGUCCAGCUUUGAAGUCCGAAGAUCUAAUAAUCAGGAUAUGCAAUUGCUGGCGUCGAAUUUUAAGAUCCAAGAUAUAUUAUCAUAUACUCGUCGACGAGCCAUUCCGAUGGAAGGACGACUUCCGUGGCGACCAUUGUUAUCACUGAUACGACCACCUCCAUCCGUGCCUGCUGCCAUCAUCGUCCCUUGAUCAAGCCUGCGAUCCUGCUCGAGCUCCACUGCUGCUCAAUAUUUCGCAGAGCUAAGUACUCAAACCUUCAUCCGUCAAUGCUUCGAAUUUUUCCUGCAUCAUGCAACUCGCUCCUCGUCGCUCCAGCCUAAGGCCCACCCUCGGGGUUCCUAGUCUCUCAUCCCUAAGUCGGGUUAACCCUCUCUUACGUGUCGCUAGUCGCUGUCUGUCAGUCAGUCCGUCCGCAUGUCUGCAUAGCUUUCAGUCUCAACUUCGAGGAGCUGGUGCCUUGGGCUGGAUGCGACCUCCCCCCCCUUCCAUCCCCUCUCCCUCUGUCGGUUUGCAAAUACGUUCUUUACUUCGUUAUACUACCAGUCACUAACUGACCUUCUUAUUCAUCUUGGCAGGUUCCCUUGAACGCUCUUCUUCCAUCUCAAGUUUAAUGGUGGCACUAAGGUUUACUGUCAGUGGGCUGGCACCACAGGAGCAGCUCCAUGACUCCAAGAGGUUCGCUUGAACGCCCUUAUGCACAUUCAAGUUACAUGGCGGCGCUAUAAGGAUUACUGUCAGCGGGCUGGCACCACAGGAGCAGCUCCAUGACUCGAAGAGGUUCCCUUGAACGCCCUUCUGCCAUCUCAAGUUUAAUGGUGGCGCUAAGGAUUACUGUCAGCAGGCUGGCACCACGGGAGCAGCUCCAUGACUCCAAGAGGUUCCCUUGCACGCCCUUCUGCACUUUCAAGUUAUAUGGCGGCGCUCUAAGGAUUACUGUCAGCGGGCUGGCAGCACAGGAGCAGCUCCAUGGCUCGAAGAGGUUCUGUUGAACGCCCUUCUGCACUUUCAAGCUUUAUGGCGGCGCUAAGGAUUACUGUCAGCGGGCUGGCACCACACGAGCAGCUCCAUGAGUCGAAGAGGUCUCUCGCUUUGCACAGUCGUUUUGUUGUCGUCCAGGUCCCCUGGUAUGCCCAUGUGCGCGCCCAAGAUGCAUGGGAGCGCCAAGGCCUUGUGCGCUCUUGACGCCCCAUUGCCUGCUAGAGUACUCUCCCUUCAAUCCAAGCCCUGCAUGCCCCACACUUCUUCAAUACCCGGCACACUUGCUUCUGCGCCAAGCCUUCAGCGCCAUGCCUUCAACGUGCUAUGCCUCCAGUGCUGCCAUACGCACUUUUCCUAAGCCGCUGUGCUCUUCUGCAAGUCUGCAAGCCUCUGCGCUAUUCAGCAGCCGCUGUACUGUGCUCCAAGCUUGGGUGAACGUGCCUGCCGACAGCACUGGUAGGGGUACCCCCGCCCCCAACCACCUGUCCGGGCUUAAGCGCCUCAGGCACCAAGUUCAAGCCCAAGUCCCAAGUUGAUCCGCAGUCUCACACCCGAGUCGAAGUGCCAAAGCCAUCCAAGGCACCCAUGGGAGUAAGAGGAUGGGGCUGGUGGAGGCAUGGUGGCUGUGGCUGUGGCGAGUGGAAGGGGGGCAUGUGGCAUGUGCCAUGUGGGGUGGCCAUGCACGAGUGUGGGGGGAACCCUUGGUGUUCGCUGAGAAUUUGAAACCAGGCCGGACCGGGACUGGUUCUGUCGGUGCACCAUUGGCUAGCCAGCAGUGGUGUCACCUGGUGGGGGUGGGGAAGGGCAGAACCAGUCCCUUGGAAGGGCACCCGGAGGUCCUAAGACCAGCAACACUGACGGUUGGCCCUUGCUAACUGCAUGGGGUGGAUGCCAGGCCAUGCUGGGGUGGGCAUGGAUGGCUUGUCACUCGUGCCAGGCCAUGCCGGGGUGGGCAUGGAUGGUACUGCCACUGGUGCUGGUCCAUGCAAGGUGGGCAUAGACGGCAUUGCCACUUGUGCCAGGCCAUGUCAGGUGGCAUGGAUGACAUUGGAGGGUGCUGCAGUGGAGGGUGCUGCAGUGGAGGUUGCUACAGUGGCGGGUGCAACAGUGGAUGGUACUUCAGUGGAUGGCACAGAUACUGACGGAGGGUGCUGCAAUGAAAGCUUUGAAUACAUGGUCAAGACACUCUUUCUUGUAGAAGUGAAUUGAAGUAUUCCUGUAGUUUCAUGACUGCAGAUGGAACCAAUGUGAAGUUUUUUUUUUUUGGGAUAUAGAGCGGACGUGGUGUAUCCUCUGCCAGUUUGUGAGAGUA
Messenger RNA from Closterium sp. NIES-67, 2906 nucleotides. Lineage: Eukaryota; Viridiplantae; Streptophyta; Zygnematophyceae; Desmidiales; Closteriaceae. The record is from the annotation of a GenBank genome assembly.